This is a messenger RNA of Centrocercus urophasianus (Greater sage-grouse), 4519 nucleotides long. RefSeq names its product pleiotrophin (gene PTN). Gene Ontology annotation, molecular function: growth factor activity. The transcript has 6 exons. The coding region runs from base 49 to 546 and encodes 165 amino acids. Lineage: Eukaryota; Metazoa; Chordata; Aves; Galliformes; Phasianidae. The record is from RefSeq and is a predicted model, not a curated record.
CGGCUCGCCCCUUACAGCUGCGGGAGAAGCGCUUCUCGCCGCCCGAAAAUGCUACAGCAACAAAAGCAACGUCGAAUGUUCACGGCUGCUCUCCUGGCACUUGUCUUCAUUCUGGCAGCAGUGAGUACCACUGAGGCUGGAAAAAAAGAGAAACCAGAGAAAAAGGCUAAGAAGUCUGACUGUGGGGAAUGGCAGUGGAGUGUCUGUGUGCCCACCAAUGGAGACUGCGGCCUGGGGACACGCGAGGGCACUCGCACUGGAGCAGAAUGCAAACAAACCACCAAGACUCAGAAGUGUAAAAUUCCCUGCAACUGGAAGAAGCAAUUUGGAGCAGAGUGUAAAUACCAAUUCCAGGCCUGGGGAGAAUGUGACUUGAAUACUGCCUUGAAAACUCGAACUGGGAACCUAAAGAGAGCUCUUCAUAAUGCUGACUGCCAGAAGACUGUCACAAUCUCAAAGCCCUGUGGGAAGCUUACCAAACCCAAACCUCAAGAAUCCAAGAAGAAGAAAAAGGAAGGCAAGAAACAAGAGAAGAUGCUGGAUUAAUGGAGCCGACUUGGGCAAUGUCUGCCUUUGCUUAUGCCUCAGACUUGAACUAAUGAAUUGGUAGAUCUGAUUGACGACAAAGGGAGGAAGAAGCUUUUUCACUCACCAAAGGUUUGUCUGUCUAAAUCUACAUCAGUUCACUUGAAGUAGUUCAGCUUUGAGCGUAAACACUGUUGCAUCAUUGUCUUACAUGCGUUAAUCUAGUCCACAUUUCACAGGGAGCUGGCAGGAGUUGGGAUUGAUGCUGAGACUUACAGUAUGACUUUCCAUUAGCAAACCUUAGAUACGACUUCCGUUUUCUACUUUUGUGAGUAAAAAGAAAACAAAUUCCCUGUACUUCUUCCAUCAUCUUUUGUCCCUUACAAUUAACUGCCCAUCUGGAUUGCAAAACAAACAUUCCUGAUAGUUUUUGAAAGAGGUCAGUCAAAUUCCCAUUGUUACAGUGGUAGCGUAGGGCGUCCAUGGAGAGUGUUUACAGAAAUCAAACAAUCAUACAAACAAAGCAUCACGCUAGGACCAGCAGGAAGUACAACAGUCCUGUGAGCAAAGGGCAUGAAAUAGGAAGACUUCCUCUGUACCUCUCAACCACAUACAUUUGGGUCUAUAUUUGCAUCUUACUGUUAAUGUAUAUAUAUCGUACUUUACUUAAAUGGCAGCCUUUUUCUGGGAGUUUUGAGUGCUCAGAAAAGAGAGAGAUGAGUUGCUGAACAUCAGAAAAGGGAGAUUCUGCAUCCAGCCUCUGGAUUUCAGCAAAUUUAAAUUUAGGGUAGUUUGUGUAUAGCUCCCACUACUUCCUCUAAGUAAGCUGAGCCAUGCUUCCAAGCAAUUAGGCUGUCUGUAUCUUGAUUUAAAUCAGUAUUUGAGGACUGGGGCAUUUUAGCACUUCAGCACGUCUCCUGGCAGAAGUGCCCCUAUUGAAAGAGAAUCAUUGCUUGUCAGCUUGGCAUGUUUCACAGACUACUAAGUGCAGCAAGACUAUAGCAUAAGUUAUGUUUUAAGGUAAGGCCCAAGGAGGGGAAAACAUUUGCUGUACAUUCAAAUAAAUACUAAUUUCUGGUUCUCAUCUUCUAAUCAUACUACUACUGGUACUGUUUUUUCAAAGGGAGAAAAAUAAGCAGAUAUACAGGAGUAAUAACUAUAAAACAUAUCAACAGACAAUGUAGCAUUGUUCACAGGGCCAAUGUCAAGAAGAAAGAAAUACUAUCAGGAGCAUUUUACGCAAAAUUCUUUUUCUUGCUUCUUUGAUUAGGGAAGGCAGGAUUACUUGGUGUCACAUUUGCUUUUUGGCUUUGCUUUAUUAUUGCCUUAAUGAAAAGUAGGUGCUUAUUGGAUGUUAUUGAAAUUACGGAGGGGUCCCACUCCAUUCUCAAAAGAAGGCAUCCAUCAGGGACAACCUGGCUUUCCCUCAGUCUAGGAGUCUGUUCUUUUUUCCUAUGCAUGAAUAUAUUUUUUGUACUCAGAUGCUAUUGGAAUUGCUCUGCAACAACAUUAACAAUGUAAACCUCCUGAUUUUCCAAAGCUAAAUAUUGUUCAGAUACACCAUUCUGACAUGACACAAUAAUCUUUUACGUCUCCCAAAGUCUCAUACUAAGGGGAAGCAUAUGAAUGAGGAUAGACAUCUCUUAUUAAAUCUUUUAAAACUCUCUAGGAGAGCAUCUUAUGCAAAGUUCUGACUAUAUUCUCUCCUGUAUGGGGACAGAUUGCACCUAUUGCCUGUCCUCCACCGCUCACCCCUAAUUUUGAUAGUAUUAGUAGGUUUUUCAACAAUUUUGCUAAGGCAAUCUACCUCCCAUCUAACAACUGCAGACAUUUUUGAUCCUUCCUAAUACUAAAGGAUAUAUCCUCCACAACCUGCUGACUUCUUGUAAAACAGUCCCAGCAAGCCUGUACCAUCUGAUAUCUCUUACUGUGACCUUCUAACAUUAAAAAUAAAUGAAACAGUGAACAUGUGUUCAUCAGAAGAUGACAGUAAACAAAGUAAUAUGAGAACGAGGAAAUCAGUUCUUUGUAUCUGUUGGGAAGGUGGCUUGCUCUGUCAUAGCUCAACCUGAGUGACGCUUCCUAUGAAAAAGCAUCACACAUAACGAAGAGUAGAGAGCGUGAUGAAAGAAUGGCUACUCUCAAACAGAAGAGCCCCUUAGCUACAUAAGCAGAGCAAGAAGUUGGAUAAUUUCCCAAUGCAUUCUCUUAUACCUUUAGAUUAAAGGAAAGAAACAUGGUGCAUAGAGCUUCAUGUAUAGUGAGUACUGUCUGAGCAAAUUAGAGUGUGGAACGACCCUAUUAAACUCCAUGAAUAAUUGAAUUUGAAGAAGGUCUGGAUGGUAUUUUUCAUAGCAACAGAAAUGUUCAUGUACUUUUGGACUAAAACUAAACAAUGAGGUUCCCCUUCUGCCACUCUUCUGCCUUGUGGCCCCAUCACUCUGACCUGAGCAGAAAUGAGAUAUUUCAGGGAAAACAUGAGAACUCAGCUAUAUUCUCUGUCAUCACAUUGGUAGGGCUGUGCUCAUUUCUGCAGGUUUUCAUUUAAAUGUGGAGUAUCUUGGUGUCACAAGUUGCUAAAAAGUAAGUAAUAUAUCUAAAAUCACAAUGAAACUGAAAGCGUGAGUCCAGUGUGUGAUUUUUCUGAUGAAACGAAACAGAGACUCUCCAAGUGUUCCUAUUGUGGAAAGUCAUUCAAGGUUAAAGACCGUACGAAAACUUUAGCAUUGAAGACUGUGAUGUAAAGCUAGGAAAAUGAAUAGCCUCUGCAGGGCUGUUUUACCUUUAGCCAACUUCAUUUAAUUAAUUACACUGUUUGAAUUCCCUCAGCCUAAUCUGCUUGGCAACCAGACACUAUCUAACUUUUCUCAAUGGGUGAUUCAUUACACUUCCUAUAUUAUAAUUAUAUAGCUCAUCUAGGUUAUUACAGCUGAAGAAAAUGGCUCUGGUAGUCCAGAGACUGUGUUGAUCACUGAAGGGACUUGCAGCAGAUGUAGGCUACUACUGCUGCCUCUUGCAGCUAGGAACCACAUCAUCAGGAUGUCAGUCAAACACAGCAUCUUUAAAUAUACACUCGUACAUAUUGCAUGUAUACAAAGAUCCAUGUACGUUGAAGCAAAAGUUAAAAAAGAGCAUCCAUAACUCAAAAUGUGACUCACAACUGGUGCUGCCAUGUUUUAAAGCUAAAGCAGAAGUGAGAGAACUUUUGGCCUGUGUUCUAUUUUUUUUUAAAAUAAAAGAGUAGUAUAUAGGCUGGAGAGUCAGAUUUCUUCUCUUCUGCAGCAUAAUAUUUUAAGGAUAGCUGUGCCCAAGGAAAAUGCAAACACACACCAACAAAAUGGCCAAUAGGACUUAGUAUCAAAGUGAUACUCUCUUCUGUCACAAUAAGAACAUGGAAGGUCUUUAUUCAAAGCUUCAAAGUGGAAGAACUGAUUAAGUGUGAACAUAGAAACCUAAGAAGAAAAAGGCUUUUUCUCUGCAAAGAAAGAGUGAGGAAAAAAUAAAGAAAAAAUUAAAAAAAAAAAACAAACACACAAAACAAAACAGAAAUCCUCUUGAUACCUGUGGUUUGGGUGCUAAGUAAGAGAAGAAAUGAAAGUCAAAGUAACAAAUUAAAGCCCGAGUAUCAUGUUCAAUGGAUUUCUAAUUCUGUAUAUAUCUAUUAAACCAGUUCUAUAUAUCUUCUCAUGGGUUAUGUUCUUCAUGCUGUUCCUUUUUUUCUUUUAUUUUUUCCAGUUUGUAUAUUGAUUUUGUAAGCUAGUAGUGUGUUACCUUUUCAAUUUUUUUAAACUUGUAUGAAAGCCAUAUAUCCAUAUUAUAGAAUGAAAGCAUUAAUCCUGUAACAUCCUUAAUGUUUCCCUUAGCUCUGUGGGAUUGUGGGAGGUUCUAGCGAAUGUAUAUGUUUACCAAUUGUAUCAACAUAAUUUACUUGCUCUUAGUGGCGAUAAAGAAUUAAAUAAACUAAUACACUGAAACGUGGUGUCAUCAUUUGGUU